AUGGCAUCACGUGAUCGCACCGGCGAGUUUCUACAGUAUCGUAGCGUGCGGCCACGGCACCCCGACGCGCAGCGGCUGCUUGAGGAGGAGGAGCAGCUGUACAGCACCUAUGUCACCCCGCUUUGGGUGGAGAAGAUGGAUGACGUCCGCGCCAUAGAAAGGAAGAUUCAGGAGCAGAUGGAAGUCCUUGAGGGCCUGCGGCGCAAUCACCUCAAGAUUGAAUUCAGCUCAAGCCGGGACGAGGGUCAAGAGGAGCUUCGAAUUGAGCGGGCACAGGACGUCAUUGAUAGCCUCUUCAAGCAGUGUGAGAAGGUCGUGAACGAGCUGGAAACCUCCUACAUGCGUGACCUUCCGGAUAGCGGCACAGAUGUGGAGCUGAGUAUUCUUCGCAACGUAAAAAUGUGCCUCGUCAAUGAGAUUAACAACAUCAGCAAAGUAUACCGUGAGCGACAACGUCGUUAUAUGAUGGACGUGAAAAAGCAGCAGGCAGUGGCUCAACGUUGGGCGGGUGGCGAGCAUCAGCGCGUCAUUGAACAACAGCUGGAGGCGGACGCUGUGGUGGAUCAGUAUCUUCAGAAGGGCAUGACACAAGAGCAGGUAGAGACUAUUUUGCUGAAUCACCAUAUGGUGGAUGAACGCGUGAAGGAGUUUGACAGGAUAUACGCAUCAAUCAAGUCCUUGCAUGACAUGUUUAAAGACAUGAACACCCUUGUCAUUGAGCAGGGUGCUGUAAUUGAUCGCAUAGACUACAAUAUGACAGUGGCACACACACGUGUUCAAAAGGCUAGGGCAGAACUGCAAAAAGCGGCUGAAUACCAACAAGCAGGGGGUUUCAAAAUUUGUGUGUUAUUUCUAGUCGUUCUUAUCAUUGGGCUGUUGCUUGCCCUGCUCGUGAAGGCGAUGGUUUGA
Molecule: messenger RNA, 909 nt
Organism: Trypanosoma rangeli
Lineage: Eukaryota; Euglenozoa; Kinetoplastea; Trypanosomatida; Trypanosomatidae
Product: syntaxin
Exons: 1
Coding region: 1-909 (302 amino acids)
Biological process (GO): vesicle-mediated transport; vesicle fusion; intracellular protein transport
Cellular component (GO): SNARE complex; membrane; endomembrane system
Molecular function (GO): SNARE binding; SNAP receptor activity
Source: RefSeq, a predicted model, not a curated record